AUGUCUGUCUACAAUAUCACCUCAGCACACCCAGCAGUCUUCCUGUUGAUGGGGAUACCAGGACUAGAGCACCUACAUGUCUGGAUCUCCAUCCCCUUCUGCUCUGCCUAUAUCCUGGCGCUGUUAGGCAACUGCACCCUCCUUUUUAUUAUCCAUGCUGAUGCAGCCCUCCAUGAACCCAUGUAUCUCUUUCUGGCUAUGUUAGCAGUCAUUGACCUGGUCCUUUCUUCUUCAACAGUGCCCAAAAUGCUUGGCAUUUUCUGGAUCAGAGACCGAGAGAUAAACUUCUAUGCCUGUCUGGUCCAGAUGUUCUUUCUCCACUCCUUCUCCAUCAUGGAGUCAGCAAUGCUGCUGGCCAUGGCCUUUGACCGAUAUGUGGCCAUCUGCAAGCCACUGCACUACACCACAGUCUUGACAGGGUCCCUUAUCACCAAGAUUGGCAUGGCUGCUGUGGCCCGGGCAGUGACACUAAUGACUCCGCUUCCCUUUCUGCUUAGACGCUUCCACUACUGUCGAGGUCCAGUGAUUGCUCACUGCUACUGUGAACACAUGGCGGUGGUAAGGUUGGCGUGUGGGGACACACGCUUCAAUAACAUCUAUGGCAUUGCUGUGGCCAUGUUUAUUGUGGUAUUGGAUCUUCUCUUUGUUAUUCUGUCUUAUAUUUUCAUUCUUCGGGCUGUUCUACAGCUUGCCUCUCAGGAAGCCCGCUACAAAGCAUUUGGGACAUGUGUGUCUCACAUAGGUGCUAUCUUAGCCUUCUACACACCUGUGGUCAUCUCCUCAGUCAUGCACCGUGUAGCUCGUCGUGCUGCCCCUCAUGUCCACAUUCUCCUUGCUAAUUUCUAUCUGCUCUUUCCACCCAUGGUCAAUCCUAUCAUCUAUGGUGUGAAGACCAAGCAGAUUCGUGAGAGAGUUUUGGGACUAUUUGUGAGAAAGAAGGUGUAA
Tupaia belangeri chinensis (Chinese tree shrew) is the source of this 945-nucleotide messenger RNA. Its product is annotated as olfactory receptor 52K1. Bases 1 to 945 code for a protein of 314 amino acids. NCBI's taxonomy places the organism in Eukaryota, Metazoa, Chordata, Mammalia, Scandentia, Tupaiidae. Gene Ontology annotation, cellular component: plasma membrane. The record is from RefSeq and is a predicted model, not a curated record. Gene Ontology annotation, molecular function: olfactory receptor activity; G protein-coupled receptor activity. Gene Ontology annotation, biological process: G protein-coupled receptor signaling pathway. The transcript has a single exon.